Molecule: messenger RNA, 5283 nt
Organism: Folsomia candida
Lineage: Eukaryota; Metazoa; Arthropoda; Collembola; Entomobryomorpha; Isotomidae
Gene: sm
Product: heterogeneous nuclear ribonucleoprotein L
Exons: 19
Coding region: 1334-2887 (517 amino acids)
Biological process (GO): regulation of RNA splicing
Cellular component (GO): nucleus
Molecular function (GO): mRNA binding
Source: RefSeq, a predicted model, not a curated record
UGUGAGGCAGAGGCUCAGUCACUCUUUGCCUCUCAUGCGAAAAACACGGUAAAAACCAAGUCAUCAACUCCUGAGAAAAGGCAUCAAAAGUUUCAAAACAGAGCAGUUUUUCGAAGUUUGGAACAUACAAAUUUUCCCAAUUCGGGUUUUCAAAGUUUCUACGAAGCUUGGACCACCAAAAAAAUCUGCAAUAUCUAUAUCCUCAACUUACCGGAGACAAUUCCUCCAGUUGCGAGUGGUUAUUUCUGAAGAAUGUAUGAAUAUCAUCUGAUCAUCAUGCCGUGAAUUGUAGUUAAAGAAAUGUCAUUAAUUUGAUAAUUGGUGUUAUAAUAUCCCCUACUUUCGGUGCUUUAGAGUCAAUCGUAUUUUAUUAAAAAGUUUACAAGAAUUUGUUCCUCGACCAAGAAAAAUUACUACACAUAAUUAGUAAAAUAAUUACUAAAAAUAAUAAUUACACGCAAAACUUGCAAUUAUUCUUCCGUGGGAUGGAAUAAAUAUGUGCUUAUGAAGCAGAGAAAAUCAAUUAUUAAAGAGAGAAAGAGCUUUUAGGUUUUACUCAAUUUGAUUAAAUCGUUAUUACUACCAUACAAUAAAACAUUCACUUUUUAAGCAGUCAUACUUUUGAUUUUAAUCGAACUUUACUUAAAAGAAAAUGAAAACACCAGAAAUGUAAAUAAUACAGGCUUCGUAUCAAUUUCCUAUUCAUUUGUACCUUGAUGAAAUACAAGAAACCUUACAUAUAAAAUAUUCUACAAGUCUUCAAAUUUUAUUACAAAUUAUUACUCUACUGUGAUAUUAUGCUAAUCAAUCAUUAAAUUUUAUUGUAGAUUUCAAUCGACCAUCAUCACCACACUGACAACCAAACCACUGACAGACAAAAAAUCACCACCAGAAUCAGACAUAUGUACCAUCACCGGCACAUCAAAUUUCUUAUAAACUAAUUCUAACAUCAGAUAAUCAGAAACAUUGACAUUUUUGAACACUUCACAUAUCGCCACGAGCCAAGUGAACAUUUAUUUCUGAAACAUUUUACCUUCAAUAAUAGCGAAUAUAUUUGCCAAAACAACGUAAAAAAAUCAUUAACAAAAAUUAAAAAAAAAACACGGUGCUCAGCUCUCACUACAAGUAAAUAGUUUGUGAACAAUACGUCAACUCCAUAUUAUUAUUACUAUUAUUCGAUCUUUGUUCAGCAUAUAGUGCGUGGUCACACAACUCGUAUACCCGUACGUAGGAAUAAUCACUUGCAAAUUCCCAUAUUAAUUGUGAAGGAAAGUCUGCACAAAAGUAGGCGAAUUCUAUAAUCUUUCAAGUUGAAGAAAGGACUUUAUGAAGGAUGGCAUACAUGGCCGAAACUAACGGGGCCAAACGCUCAAAAUUGGACGACGAAACAAGGAAUCAUUCUUCCCACCAUCAGAACCAGCCGUCUUGGAACAAUAUGGACAAUGAAGAUGGUGGUGGUGGAGGUGGUGGUGGGCGUCGUAAAAGGGAAGAAUCGGAACGUGUUAACCACAUCUUGCUGUUCACCAUCCUGAAUCCGAUGUACCCAAUUACCACGGACGUGCUCCACACCAUUUCUUCUCCCCAUGGAAAGGUUGAGAGGAUAGUCGUCUUCAAAAAGCAUGGAAUCCAAGCCAUGGUCGAGUUUGACAGCAUUGAUUGCGCGAAGAGAGCUAAGGACAGUCUACAUGGGGCAGACAUCUACAGCGGGUGCUGCACUCUUAAAAUCGAUUUUGCCAAGCCGUCGAAACUGAACGUGUACAAGAAUGAUAAUGAAAGUUUUGAUUACACAAAUCCUAACCUUGGUGUUUCAAAAGAAGGGAGACCAGGGCCUCUGCUUCAGGAGCCAAGAUUUGGCCAAAAUCCAAUAAGAUUUAAUCAAAGAACAGCAGGAUCGAUGGAGCCCCUUCGUGGCCAAGUUCCCUUUGCCAAUGGAGGAGGUGGAGGAAGUUCUGGGAAUUACGACAGGUACGAGAAUGGCUACGGCUCACGGUCAUUGAACGGUCCGGGGGGAGGUGGUGGCGGUACAAGUGGUGGGGCUGGAGGACCUGCGGCUUACCACGACACCCCACCUUAUGAACGAUAUCCUGCCGAGAGGGGCUACGUGAGUGGUGGGCCGAAGGACGACUACUCGUACAGAAACGGACCGAUGCGUUCCUCGCCGCCCGCCUUGGCAGAUGUUCCCAGCGGUGGCGUAGGUGGACCUCGACCUAUGCAGCAAGGGGCGGUGAUGAUGGUGUACGGAUUGUGCAAGGACAGAAUAAAUGCGGAACGGCUCUUUAAUCUCUUUUGUUUGUAUGGCAAUGUUGUCAGAGUGAAGUUCCUCAAGUCGAAGGAGGGGUGUGCCAUGAUUCAGAUGGGCGAUGCUCUCUCGGUUGAUCGAGCCAUGUCAAAUUUCAACAACACAUUCAUGUUUGGGUCAAAAGUUCAACUAGGAUACUCAAAACAAGCAUUUCUCAGUGACGUACAAACACCUCACACACUUCCGGAUGCUUCACCUUCCUUCAAAGACUUUAUGGGCAACAAAAACAAUCGGUUCCUCAACCCUGAAAUGGCUAGCAAAAAUAGAAUACAACCACCUACAAAGACUCUCCACUUUUUCAAUACUCCCCCCAUGUCAUUUGGAGAAAACGAGAUGCGAGAAGUGUUCUUAGAAGCAGAAGCACCUUCGCCAAAGUCUGUGAAAUUUUUCCAGUCGAAAAGUAAGAGCGAGAGAAGUUCUUCCGGACUGAUUGAGUUCGAGUCAUUGACAGAUUCAGUGGAAGGGCUGGCUAUAAUGAACCAUUACCCCAUCAAGUGCCCAGGCGGCAAGUUCCCUUUUAUACUCAAGUUAUGUUUCUCAUCAUCCAGAAAUCCUCAGAAUCGGAUGGAUGAUCGUGGAUCGGAUUAAACAGAGAACACAGGAGGAAUGAAACAACAAUGUUUUAUGACCAUUUCUCAGCAGCGUCUUAUCUCAAUAGUUAUUAGAUGUAAACGUAUUAUUAUGUGCAUGUGAAAUUUCAUAUUUUGUUAAUACAGUUUUACAAAGUAUCACCACACAAGUUUGUGCAAACGAACAUAAAGUUUCAUUGUUAUUUUAUGAUUGAGACAUUUUAAUUUCUAAUAAAAAAUAUACACAAUCAUGUAAUGCAUAAUCACUCACGAGAUUCAAUGUAAUAUCCAACAACUGUGAAAUUUAAUUGUCAUCAGGAAAAUUGUAAUAGAUAAAUAUUCGUAAGUAUGAUAUUAUUAAUAAUUAGGAUUAAAUUGAAAUUACUAAAAUGGUAAAUAUAAUACUACCCACUCGUAAUAUGUAAUAAGACAAGUCGACGAUAUACAUAGAUAAAUACAUACAUGGUAUAGCUGAAGAUACAUACAUAUUUACUAAUGCAUAAGACUAAUACUAAUAUUUCAUCAUUUAUGAUAUACCUUUUUUUGAGGAUACGAUUUUAGUCAAAACUGGUCUACUUUAUUUCCUUCUGUUCAAUCUGACAAUAUGUAAAACGUUUGUUUUUAGUUGGAUUAGUAAAAUGCUUCCGUUUGAGUUUCUUGAUAAUGCAUUUAAUGUAAUAUAAAACAUAUGUAUUGUUUUACUUUAUUAGAACAAGCUGCUUAGAACUAAUUAAUUAACCAAGCUCUGCUAUUAAGAUGUAUGUACAUAGAAUACAGUGAUUAAUAGUAUGUAUUGUCUGGAGUUUUUACUCCUUGAUCUGCAACUCAAACAUAUCAAAAAGUGCUGGAACUUUUAUGAUUUAUUGUCUACGACAAAGUAGUAGUGUUUGUUUACAAAGUCUCUGAAAUUACCAUCUACGGAUUGUCGAUUUAAUCUUAUGAUGUCCUAGCUCCCGUGUUGAAUGAUGAAUGGAUGUGUGUUGUUGACCCCAAUAAUUAUGCUUGUAAAUACUUCUUGAGCAUUGAAUAUUGCCAAUUUUGAACGAAUUAGAGUAUUUCACUUGUCUGUCAAUCGUCUUUAUAUACCUUUUGCCGAGCAGUAUUUGUCGACUUGCCAAAAUAAUGUAAAUUUCUGUGUAAAAAAUGAAAAAUCUUGAGGUUUGCCAACGUUGUAUACAUAUGUGUUGGAAUUUGACCAACUUACAUAAAAUUACUUUUAGAAUUAAAAUUUUCACCAUUUAUUAAUUGUGCUAGACAUACAUAAUCACAUAUUCCACUGAUAAGUAGUAUGUAUGUAAAUGUAUAGUCAGGCAAUAACAGAGAAUUGGAGAACGAUUAUAUGCACGAUUAUAUGUACGAUACGAUGAUCUCCAAAAGUCUUCUUUUGUUAUUUAUGACUUUACUUAUCUAGUUGAAGAUGAAUUAUCACUUAUCAUACAGACUGGUAAUUAAUUGCAUGUGCAUACAUCAGUCUAUUCGCAUAGUACUUUUUUAUUAUACUAUGUACAUGUAUGAAUAUGUAUGUACGUUGAUCUCCAACUUAACUGUAUUUUCACCAUGGUUGGAACUUGAACUUUAUGUUUAGAACUUCUUCUUAUUCCUGUUUAGUAAAAUUUGCAAAAUGAAUUACUGCUAUUAUAUUAUGUGUGAUCCGUGAUAUUUGUUGAAUUUUAAGAAGGUUAAAUGUUAUGAUUUUAUAAGAGACGAAGUGUAGUAAGUAGAUUACGGAAUUCCUAUAGUUGUGAUAUGUCCUUUAUAUUGAAACAUGAUCAAUCAACCAUAAGUACUGUCCCACGCACGUAUGUACUGUAUUACGAGUUCUCCUGCAUUUUCAGGCUUUUGGGCAGGAUAAAAAAGUUACAAAGUGGACUGAUGAUGCGCAUUUUAUUGGGUAUUCAUCCCUUUCAUAAUUCAAAUCUCUGAAUAAUUAAAUCUUUGCACGUCUGUAUGUAUUUAUGCCUAUGGCGUACGUAAUUAUUCCCUGUAUUUAAUCUUUCCAUACAUAUGUAAAUAUUUACACUACAACAAUAACAAUACAAUAUGUGCGUAAACUUGGGUAAACUUACACUGAAUACUAAAUAUCAACAUCCUCGUUAAUUUAUAACUACUCAAGUACUUUAACAAUUGAAAAAAUGAAAUGUAAAAUGAGUGCCAAGUCGAAAGCCAAACCAAUAUAAUUCAUCCAUGAUAAUCUGAUUCAUGUAUUAAAACUUGAUUCUUUCUAAGCAAGCAGAAGAAUCAAUCGUUGUUGAGCAGAGAGUGAUUUCUGUGCUCUAAAGAAAUGUUAAAAUUGUCUGGAAUGGUUUAUAGUGAUAGUUUAGAUAAAGUUUUGACUUUGAAAAUUCAAUGUUGUUACUAUUAUGUUAAAGAGUUAAUACACUGGGAAAAAUAAAAUGUCAUUUAUAUGUAUGAAAA